AUGGCGGGGGAGAGAAGGGUUUGUGUGACGGGGGCGGGAGGGUUUGCCGCCUCAUGGCUGGUGAAGCUGCUCCUGUCCAAGGAGUUCGUCGUCCACGGCACAGUGAGAGACCCAAGUACGGAUGACUCUCUAUUUCCCCCCUCCAAUCCCCCUUCCUUGUGUUAUUGGGAAUCAUGGCAUUCUUCUUGGCUCACUUUCGAGGGGGUGACACGUUCCUCUCUCGUCGAUUAGUUUCUAACAUUUAAGCUUCAACUUGAGGUUUUUCUUGCCGAUUUUCGUUUGAGCUCUAUUUAACCCUGUCCGCAUCUUUCUCCUACAAAAUCGGGAUUUUCAGUGUAUAUUAUUUCGGAUGUAUUAGGACUAUACCAUCAUGAUUUUCACAUAUCUUGGUCUACAUUUCCCUGAGAUCCGACUGCUGAUUUCAGAUGAUCCGAAGAAUGUCCACUUGAAAAGAUUGGAGAAUGCGCAGAAUCUGAAACUUUUCAAGGCGGACUUGCUUGACGAUGAAUCUUUGUCCGCUGCCAUGACUGGGUGCGAAGGAGUUUUCCAUGCAGCAUGCCCAGUUCCUUUGGGGAAUGCUUUUGAUUCCGAGGCAAGAUUGUUGGUAAUAGAUUUUUCUGUUGGUUUUAGGGACUCUCUAUUGCCGUCCAGGUUACACCCCAAAAGACAAUUAUUUCUUCGUGACGAGGGAAAUAUGUGAACCUCUAGAGAUAUUCAGCUGAUCAUGACAACAAAAAUUUCAUUUUUGAAGAACUUUGUAUUCAUGCGAACCUGUUUUAGUGAGCAUUAUGCCGAUCCCCAUACGGUGGUCGUCAAACAUUCUCUUUUAAAAAAUCUACUAUUUUUUUUUUCUGGUCUCUACUUUCACGUUGCCCUUGGCUUAUUGGAUGGGAGUUAACACAGUGAAUACCAAACUAUUGUUUGAAUGAGAUCUUUCUUCGUCUUCAGUUUUGUCUAUUUACACUUUGUUUAAUAAUCGGCUUGUUUAUUCUCCAUAGGGCAGCAAUGGGUGGUUGAUCAGGUCAGAAAACACAUCCAUAAGACUUAGUCAUCGUUGAUAUUUUUCUUCUAGACUAUUCCCUAACAUACCUAAAGUAAGCCCUUUGACCCUCAACAAUCUCAGCUAGUUUACCCAACUUAAGUUCUAUCUAAAGUGGCCCCGUACUUCAGAAGGUGACGAAGUUAAACAGGAAUCAAAUUCAUUUGGGUCACUUUUCUCCUCUCAUCAUGUUAUUACAGGCAGAUAUGAUUCACCCUGCGGUUGAUGGAACGCUCAAUGUUCUCAAAGCAUGCUCUGAGGCAAAGGUUAAGCGGGUUGUUCUGGUUUCCUCUGUUGCUACUGUGGUUUUGAACCCCAAUUGGCCAUUCGAUAAGAUAAUGGACGAGAAUUGCUGGUCAGACAAGGAAUUGUGCAGGAAAACUGAGGUAACACACCGUGCACCUACAUGGUUUAUUGAGUUUGGGGAGUGGGUUGCUUAUUUGCCUUCCUAUCAUCUUUGAUGAGAGUCUUCAGGUGAGUUUCGCUAGUAACAACUAGAUGUUGCGUAAUGUAAUUUAUUCUCAGCUGUUAUAUUAUGAGAGUAGAUUGAUAAGCUUGGUAAAUAGAGAGUCUACUUCAUUGACAGACUGUAGCAUUGUGCUUAGUUUCAGAAAAAAAAAAAAAUCGUGAAAAAUAGCAACGAUCUAACACAUAAAACCUCAAAAUUUUGUCCUCUGUUUGGGGGAUACGGCACUGUAUUCUGAAAUUGAAGAAUUCUACUCUUUUACAGAUACUUUGAACAUUCAUGAAGCAACUCUUCAUUGACUUACAUUCUGUAGUUUUUUGUCAUGCCACAAUUGCUGUUCAUUUUCAUCUAUCUGGUGCAGAUGUGGUAUGAAUUUGCCAAGACAGUAGCAGAAGAAAAGGCUCUUGAGUAUUCCAAGUCAAGCGGACUUGAUGUUGUAGUGGUUUGCCCAUCUCUGAUUUUCGGUCCAAUACUCCAGUCAACAGUAAAUGGAAGUAGCUUGCUGUUCAUUAACUUUUUGAAAGGUUUUCCCCAAGCUGAAGCUGCCAAUUAUCAUCUUCAUGGUUUUGAUGCUUGGAUUUAGCGUGCAUACUUAGCGUCUUUAGAUGAAUCAAGGAUUGCAGUUUCUGCUUGAAGUCAAUUAAAAGUUGUCGUCAUAACCACUGGAGGCAUAGUGGAAGAACCGUCAGAUAAUCAAUUCAUUCAAACAGGGGAAAGUGUUUUACGACGAGCUCAUUAAUUCUGUCAUGAUAUUUCGUACUUCAACUAAUGUUUAGGGAGAUGAUUUCUUGUUAUAUUUUAUCAUAGGUCAACUUCUUACUCUGCAUUGAGCCUUUGCACAUGUGCUGCACAUUAUUCUUCCAUCAGUUUUUCUUCGUUACCUUCAGUUUCUCAGCUUCCUGUUGUGCUUUGUUGGUGUAAAUAGGGAAGCGGAUGUUGGUAAUGUCGUAUCAUAUUCUAUACUUGGUUGAUGUUAGAGACGUUGCCGAUGCACUACUUCUCGUCUAUGAGAAGCCAGAGGCCAGUGGAAGAUAUAUAUGCAGUUCUUACUGGAUAGAGACGUGUGAUUUCCUUGGCAAAUUGAAGAGCAUGUAUCCACAUUUUCCUUACCCAGAUUGGUAUGCUUUUCAUUCUCUGGUGAUAUGGAAUGUAAUUCUAUAUGCAUGCAUAUCAUAAGAUAGUUUUAUUUCCUUCCCUUCAUGACAUAUGUGGGUUUUUCUAAUUGCAGUCCUUAUGAGGCAAAGCCAUAUCAUCAACUGAGCUCAGAGAAGCUAAAGCAGUUGGGUUGGACUUACAGGACGAUAGAAGAAUCCAUUAGAGAUAAUGUGGAAGAUUUCCUGGAGAAAAGCCUGCUGGAUGUGAAUUGA
Messenger RNA from Spirodela intermedia, 2872 nucleotides. The record is from the annotation of a GenBank genome assembly. Lineage: Eukaryota; Viridiplantae; Streptophyta; Magnoliopsida; Alismatales; Araceae.